AGCCGGGUAUCCAACACCAGUGCGCAAAUCUUUCAAAUGUUCAAAAUGCGGUGAAAGCUAUGAAGACGGAAACCAAUUUUGCGACAAAUGUGAUCUCAAAGAGACAAUAGCCAACUUUUCAAAAUGGACUAGUGGCAACGAUCAGAUUGACGAAUUCAUUCAAACGACACAACGGACCGAAAAAUAUGACAGAUAUCUUGAGUUCAUUCCUUCAAAACGCUUUACUAAGAUAACUCCUUUAUCGAUUAAUGGUUUCGGCAAAACUUACUUUGCUUAUUGGCCAGAUGGACGCCGUUGGAUACAACCUUCAUCUAACUCUUUGAAUCUCGUGGACCUAGAAGUUCUCAGUAGACCUAAACUCGUUUAUUCUGUGAAAACACGCAUACAAAAUUCUGAGGUAACUCUUAAAAGCAUCGGAAGAAACAUCUCUGAAACUUUUCUCAACAAGGUUAAACUUUUCCGUGAGAUUUUUAAAAAAGAUAACUCAUCUCGAGCUUGUCCUUUUUACGGAUUUACUAAAAACCCUAUUAGCGGGGAAUAUUUUCUUGUCACACAAUUUUCCAGAAAUGGAAGUCUUAGAACACAACUUUCGAUGGGAAAACCAACUCCGUGGUCACUUAGAAUUUCAGUUCUCCACCAAGCUGCUCUUUAUCUAAAUUUGCUCCAUAAGUCUCCUUUGGUACACGGCAACCUCCAUCCUGGAAAUAUUCUUAUUGAUGACUUGUUCACUUAUAUCGAUGACCCUGCUUCGUUGAUACCAUCAGAGACUGGGACAUUAUUUGGCGUUUGGCAAUAUGUGGCACCUGAAAUUCUUCAAGGAUCACCAAAGAGUAAGGAAAGUGACAUUUACGCAUUCGGGAUUGUAAUGUGGGAACUGGCUAUGUGGAAAAUGCCCUUCGCUGAAUAUGCUAAAGAGUAUAAUAUAAACAUCGGCCGAAAAAUUAUUGAUGGGUGGCGUCCCCCGAUUGAUUAUAUCAUCCCAAAGCGUUACUCCCGACUUAUGCAGAAGUGUUGGUAUACCAAUCCUGAGAAAAGACCAAGUGCUAAACAAUUAGUAGAUGAAGUAGGUUCUUGGGACUUCACGCUUUUUACUCCUGGGGGAGGGCCAAAAGAUAAUGAUGCUUACGAGGAAUUUAAAAAGGCAGAUGAAGAUUUGAAGUUGUUUCGGCAUACUCCAUUCGCGGGAUAUACUAAUGGAGAAAUAGUUUUCACUAGUCAAUUAAUACCAUACAUAUCAACAGAAGAGUAA
Acaulospora morrowiae is the source of this 1249-nucleotide messenger RNA. The record is from the annotation of a GenBank genome assembly. NCBI's taxonomy places the organism in Eukaryota, Fungi, Glomeromycota, Glomeromycetes, Diversisporales, Acaulosporaceae.